GAGCGCGAUGGCGGAAGAGCCGGGCCCGGGCCCGGACGAGGCGGAGGCGGCCGAGGAAGCGGGGCUGCGGCUGCGGGGGGGCGCGGAGCCGUCCUCGCGGCGCCUGGUGCUGCCGCCGUCCUGGCUGUCGCCCGGCGGCGGGCUGCCGGUGGGGCUCGGGAGCUCGUUCCCGGCGCUGGAGGUGCUGGACGUGAGCGGGACGGGGCUGUCGGUACUGGGCCCGGAGCUGCUGGACCUGGCGCGGCUUCACACGCUGCUGGCCAAGAACAACCGGCUGGGCGCCGCUGGCUCCUUCCCGAAAAGCCUGGCCAGAGCCCCGCUCAGCCGCUCCUUGCGCGUCCUCAACUUGAGCGGCAACCGCUUCACCCACCUGCCAGCCUCGCUGCUGGGCCUGCACCGCCUGCAGAGCCUCAGCCUGGGCAGCAACCGCCUCCAGAGCAUUCCCCCCGCCAUACAGGAGCUCCGCAGUUUAGAAUUUUUAUAUCUUGGAGGAAACUUCAUUACAUCAAUUCCACCAGAGUUAGCAAACCUGCCUUUGCUAAGUUAUUUAGUCCUGUGUGAUAAUAAGAUACAAAGUAUUCCACCUCAGUUGGCACAGUUGCAUUCCCUGCGGUCCCUUAGCCUUCACAAUAACUUACUAACUUACCUUCCUCGAGAGAUCCUUAAUCUAGUCCACCUUGAAGAACUGAGUUUGCGUGGGAAUCCACUAGUUGUACGAUUUGUCCGUGACUUGACUUACAAUCCUCCAAGUCUCCAGGAACUGGCUGGACGCACCAUUAAAACCCGAAACGUUCCUUUUGUUCCUACGGAGCUUCCUGGAAAUCUGUUCCGAUAUUUGAGCUUAGCCAGCAACUGCCCCAAUCCUAAAUGUGGAGGAGUCUAUUUUGACAGCUGUGUCCGACAAAUCAAAUUUGUCGACUUCUGUGGGAAGUACCGUGUUCCGCUGAUGCACUACCUUUGUUCUCCAGAGUGCUCUUCCCCCUGCAGUUCAGCAUCUCAGAGUUCUAAUUCCCAAAGUGAAUCUGAUUCUGAAGAUGAAGCCAUUGUUGCUGCCCGAAGGAUGCAGAAAGUUCUGCUGGGAUAAGAAAAGACUACAAGCAAAUCAUGUUAGAAAUGCAAUUGAAGAAUCACAGUGCCUGAUCCCCUGUGUGAGGGACAUUUUUGAAAAAUUACUGUAACCUGCCUUUACUUUGUCACUCAUGGAAAACGUGUCUGUUCUGGAAAAGCAUAGAAUUACUUAAGACAGUGUACUUCAUGCCUUUUAGGAGAAGCUGACACAGGGACCUUUAUGAAGGUUUGAGGCCUCCUUGGCUUGUUAAAAGGGUGGUUAGACUGCUUCACUACCAAGGCUGGAUGUGAAGCGGACCAUAUUUAGUCAUUGCAAUAAAACUUAAGGGUGCCGGGCUGUAUGCCCCAGUGUUAUAGCAUCUAUCAUACUUGAACAUUCUCUCUUUAUGGAGGUGCUUGGUCUCUGCCUAUUACAACAUUCCUCCAAAGUACAAAAAUGCCUUAGGGGUACAUUCUUCUUUGUGUGGCUUCGCUGCUUUUGACCAGAGUUCUGUUGUAGCAGUACAACUAUGCCUCUCUCUGACAGCUUUCCUGAAACUGGUGUCCUCAUAGUGUUUUGGGCUACGUUUCACAGGAUUACUUACCAUUGGCCAUACUGGCCAGGUCUUAUGGAAGCUGGUCCCCAAAAUCUGGAGGGCACCAGACUGGGAAUGCUGCUUUAUACUUUAACCCUGCAUGCUGCUUAACGGGACUUUAAUUUUCGCCGUUCCUGUCACUGCUAAUUUAUUUAAGCUGGACUCUUGAUCUUCUUGUCAUGCAACUCAUUGUUUGUCUUUCUUAGAUACAUCUUGCCUUUCUGGAGUGGUGGGCUGUGUCAAACAUAUCACAUCAGUGACACUUGUGCAACCAUAUUCCACACAUAGUAUUUGUAUUCCUCACACAACACUUCAUUUGUUGUGUUAAUUCAGAGGUUUCCCAUCUGUCCCAGUGACAGGUGUGUUUUUCUACAAAGCUAUCAACUUUUGUUUUUUCCACAGUGACUUCUUAAGCAUUGCAGAGUGAUGAGCUUUUUUCACCAUUGGACCCAGUAUCUUGGAUUGAGUGCUGGCCACUGUAAUGGAAGCACUGUUUGAGGAACGACAUUUCGUGCUCUCAUGAGGAUGUUGCAGAAAGACAUACAGAAAGGCCUCUGCUCUAAGCAUAGAGCAGUCCAAGAAGGGAAUCCUAGUGCUGCCCUCAUAAUAAGGGGUUGUUUGAGGAAUCCUGAGAAGCAACCUGAUCAGUACUUUGUAAUAAAGUUGGCAUCUGCUUCUGGUGACAGUUCUGCCUGUAGUGAAAGCUUUCUCUGUGCUCAUAGGAUUGGACUGUGGAUAUGAGUGCAUACAUUUAGCAGAGUGAAUGCUAGUAUGGAGUAUUUAUACUUUACUGGAAUCUCCAGACAGACUGAUUUUUAUAUAGGUCAGGGCUGGGGAACUUGUAGUUCUCCAGAUGUUGGACUUCUUUCAACUCUAGCUAGGUAGUCUUUGGUAAGGGAUGAUGGGAGCUGUAGUCCAAAAACAGGAGGUUCCCCAGCCUUGUUUGAAAUUUUGGAAGCGCUUUCCUGGGAAUAAUGCUUUAAAAUGAACACUUUCUUCUGCAGAAAUUGUUAAUACUUAGCAAUAAACGUGAAUUCCACCUUCUCCACAGACCCUCCCAUUCUAGUUCAGUAAUAUUCAGUGGGGCAUUCAUAACAACUUGAUUUUCAUUAUAACACAAAAUUAAAUCUUGCAGCUUCAGCUAUGAAAUAAUGCCUGUUAUUUCACUAAGGCCAGUGAUGGGUCUGAGUAUCAUCCAGUAUUUGUUUUCAAAAGUUGGAGUCAUUGCUGCAUCAUCCUAGACUCACAGGUGUGACCCGAACACAUCUAACACCUUGCAGAUACUCAUUUAGUCUGCAGUCUGCAUCUUGAGAAUAUGUCUUAGUGUGGUCUUCAUGACUAGAAUAUUGGCCUAAUUUUUGCACAUUUUUGUUUCACUUCUUAUGCCAGCUCCUGCUCUUUGUACCUUUCAGCCCACAUGAACAGUUCUGGAGAACUGGCACACUUUUUCAUGACAUUUUGCCCCCUCUAAAUAAAGGUAUUGCUGAACUGUAGAUGUAUUUUUUUCUUAAAAAACAGCUGCAGUAUUCCAGUUACUGUGUUUCCUUAUGAUUUUGAUAAAAUGCGAUCUUGGCAUCAUUUGAUGCAUACAGUCAGCCUCACUUAGGUGCAGUGUCCUAUGUUCAUUCCACUGACAGCAUUUUCUGGCAGUUCUAACAAUAAACUUAGACACCACUUGC
Varanus komodoensis (Komodo dragon) is the source of this 3322-nucleotide messenger RNA. It is a transcript of the gene LRRC58, whose product is annotated as leucine rich repeat containing 58. Bases 8 to 1084 code for a protein of 358 amino acids. The record is from RefSeq and is a predicted model, not a curated record. The transcript has 4 exons. NCBI's taxonomy places the organism in Eukaryota, Metazoa, Chordata, Lepidosauria, Squamata, Varanidae. Gene Ontology annotation, molecular function: protein binding.